Molecule: messenger RNA, 2101 nt
Organism: Nasonia vitripennis (jewel wasp)
Lineage: Eukaryota; Metazoa; Arthropoda; Insecta; Hymenoptera; Pteromalidae
Gene: Alg10
Product: putative Dol-P-Glc:Glc(2)Man(9)GlcNAc(2)-PP-Dol alpha-1,2-glucosyltransferase
Exons: 2
Coding region: 449-1915 (488 amino acids)
Biological process (GO): protein N-linked glycosylation; dolichol-linked oligosaccharide biosynthetic process
Cellular component (GO): endoplasmic reticulum
Molecular function (GO): dolichyl pyrophosphate Glc2Man9GlcNAc2 alpha-1,2-glucosyltransferase activity
Source: RefSeq, a predicted model, not a curated record
AAGUAUAAAUAAAUAUAAAGUUUAAAUAUUAAUUGUUAUUUUUUUCAUUUUUAACUUUUCGAAAUAUUUUAUGAAAAAAGAGUUACUUAUUAUGCAUACCUAUAUAGACUUGUUGACAAAACAAGAGUGACACGCGUUGAAAUAUAAUUCUUCUACUUGCAGGUGCGAGGGUGUUUAAAAUUUCGUACUUUCUUUCUUAGUGAUUUUUAUUAUUUUAUAAAGACUACUAUAUAUAAGUUAUGCAGGAGUACGAAAAAUUCAUUUGCAAAAUCUCGUUCGAUAUACCUCUUAUGUUUCAAAGUAUUCUGCAAAAAUAUGCCCAUAAUUAUCGAAAAUAAUACGAAAUUAAGAUGAGAUAAACUGGACGACGUAACCUCAUACAAUAAUGCAAUUUGCUCCAAAAAGGAUUUUGGAUCAAACAAGAAGAAUUUGAAUAAUCGCUCUAAUCAUGGAGAAAAAAAAUAUUCCAAUAAAUUAUGGACAUAAUAUUUCUACUGCAUUAUCUACUAUGAUGGAAUUUUCAGUUAAAAUUUUGUCAUAUAUAAGUGCAUUGUUUCUGCUACUAUUGCCAUUAUUAUUUUUAUAUUUGAAUUCUGUACAGUUCCAUUUCUUCAUCGAUGAAAAAUUUCACAUUCCACAAACUAUUAAAUACUGUGAAGGAAAGUUCUUCGAGUGGGAUCCAAAAAUCACAACACUGCCAGGACUGUACUUAUUGUCAGCAUUACUACUUGGUCCACUGAAAUUAUGCUCUAUUACAUAUUUGAGGCUUGUCAAUCUAGGGCUCACUUAUAUGAAUUUAAUUUUAACUUUAAAAUUACUUGCUACUUUGAGCAACAAGAAUAGAACAAACAAGAAUAAUAAGAGUAAAAGGAAAUUGAAAAGCUAUCAUUUGUACUUGACAGCUUGGAAUAUCGCUUUCUUUCCACCUCUCUUCUUCUACUUUUUUUUGUACUACACAGACACUCUAUCAAACACUUUGAUACUAUCUAUGUUCCUGCUGCAUUUGAAAAAUAACAAUACAGCAGCAGCUCUGAUGGGUACACUAUCGAUAUGUGUGAGACAGACUAAUGUAAUAUGGGUUUUCUUUCUGGGUAUUGAAAAGGGUCUAACUGUAAUUGAGAAUAUAACAAGAAAGCCUCAUCUAACUGAUACGUUAAAUCUACUUCCAUGUAUAAAAUCUUUGUAUUGCAUUUUUAAAGCAAAAGCUGGACAAGGAUUCUUGACUUUUAUGAAAUAUGUGAUGUUAGUAACUGCACCAAUUUUACCAUACUUGGUGGUUCUGGUUUCAUUUGUUGCUUUCGUCAUUUACAAUGGAGGAAUAGUAGUAGGUGACAAAACUGCUCAUAUACCAACUAUUCACUUUGCACAAAUUUUGUACUAUUCAACAUUUAUCCUUGCUUUUUCCUGGCCGUACCUUUUGCCAUAUUUUGUAAAAUAUCUACAAUUUAUUCGUAAGAAUACAAUGGCUUCAAUUUUUGCUGUAGCUUUAAUUACAUUAGUAGUUCAUUACAAUACUUUAGUUCAUCCUUACAUUUUAGCAGAUAAUAGGCAUUACUCAUUUUAUAUUUGGAAAAAUUUUAUGAACCGCUAUGUAUUUUUUAGGUACUUACUAAUUCCUGUCUAUGCUUUUGCUAUCUAUGCUGCUUUAAAAUCAUUGAGUCACUUGAGAUUAUUAUCAGUGGUAGCUUACGUCUUAUGUGUCUUUAUUGUAAUGGUACCUCAAUUAUUACUAGAACCACGAUAUUUUAUAAUACCCUAUAUUUUAUUUAGAAUUUAUCAAAAAGAGCCAAAAAACUGGCAGCUUGUUGCAGAAACUCUAACGACUUCUUUUGUAAGCAUUGUACAGUUUUUGUUAUUUGUAAAUAAGACAUUCUACUGGGAAGAUGAAAAGUACCCUCAGAGAAUUGGAUGGUAAAUAAAAUGGGAUAAAUCUCUACAUACAACUAUGUGAUAAGUGAAAGGGUUGUAAAUAUUUUUAAGAGAAAGUCUGUACAAAUAAUGAAUGAAUGCACAUAUGAUUUACAUGUCAUGUAUUAUUUCUUAUAAAUGUUAUAAGAUGAUACAAAUUGUACAUAAUAAUAAAAAUGAGUUUUGUAUAAAA